AAGAAAACGGUCCACACGCUUAUUUCCCAGAACUGCGAGUAGGUUCGCACGAUAGCUCACAUUUGUGCUUCGUACACCAGCUCCUAGUCUUACAAUGGCGCAAACAAUUGUUGCGGAGGCCCUCACUCCUGAGGCACUGACUCAGCUAGCGCAAGUUCUUUCCCAGCUUGCCAGUGCUGACAAUGUUGUGCGUUCUGCGGCGGAAGAGCAACUCAACACUCAGCUUGGGAACCAGCCAGAUAUUCUUUUGUCCGCAUUAGCGCACAUGACACGUCAGCAUCCGGAUUUGCAUUUGCGAUCUUUCUCUGCCAUCCUGCUUCGCCGACUUGCGCUUAAGCAGGCUGCAAACGCCCCAAAGAAUCAGAAUGUCACCUAUUACGUUUGGAUCGGAGAGGGGCCGCGCACGUACAUUCAGACCGAAUUGCUGGAGUCUUUGAAGGGAGAGCAGCAAUCUGUUGUACGAAGAAAGGUGGCGGAUACAGUAGCUGAAUUGGCAAGGCAUAUGCUUGAGAAAGGAAGUACAUGGAUGGACCUUUUACACACAAUUUUUGACUGCGCAAGAUCGCCGGCCGCAGACCAUCGCGUCAGUGCCUUCCAGAUUGUAGCCCAAGUACCCCGGCUCAUCUCUGACACUGAUGUUGCAUCCAUGAAACGCUCAUUUGGUGCCGCCUUGCAAGACACAGCGGUCGAGGUUCGAUUGGAGGCGUUGAAUGCCUGUGUGCAGUAUAUGAUUGUGCUUGAAGGUGCCAAUCUAGCUGCGUUCAAUGACUUUGUGCCACGGAUGUUGGAUGUCUUGCCGGCUCUUGUUGACCAAGACGACGAGCUUGAGAAAGCACUUGGUUACAUUAUCGAAUUGGCGGACGUCCAUCCUAAAUCCAUGCGCGCUGUGGUGCCUCAUCUGGUUCAGUUUACUACACAAGUUAUGAAAAAUGAAGAAAUUGACAUUUCGCAGCGCCAAACGGCGUUGGAAUUGUUGAUGACAUUGGCCGAAUCUGCUCCCGCAAUGAUGCGGAAACAUGCCGGUUUCUGCCAGUCGCUGAUCCCGAUCUUACUUGAAUGGAUGGGAAAUUUGGAGGACGAAGAGAAGUGGUUCACGACGGACGAUAUUGAGGAUGAGGAUUGUGAGUCUGACGAUAUCAUUGCAGGAGAAGCAUUGGACCGUCUGGCACGAGCUCUUGGUGGGAAGGCUGUUUUGCCAGUCACUUUCUCAUAUAUACCGACGAUGUUAGCGGCCGAGGAUUGGCGUAAAAGGCAUGGGGCGCUGAUGACAAUAUCUGCCAUUGCUGAGGGAUGCGCCAAAAUCAUGGAAGCUGAGCUGGCUCGCAUCUUGGAUGUCAUUGUGCCCCAUUUCCGCGAUCCUCAUCCUCGUGUCCAAUGGGCUACAUGCAAUGCAAUCGGGCAAAUGAGCACUGACUUCGCUCCUGUUUUACAGAAUAGGUUUGCUGAUGUGAUUUUGCAGAACCUAGUUCCCGUCUUGGAUUACAGAGAUUUCCCAAGGGUUCAAGCGCACGCAGCAGCCGCUCUUGUCAAUUUCGCCCAAGAGGUGAAGAAGGAAGGCAUUGCUCCCUAUCUUCCUGCAAUAUUUGAAAAGCUUUUGGUUCUGUUGAACACGGGGAAGACUUACGUUCAAGAACAGGCCAUUACCACAAUCGCUACUGUAGCUGACAGUGCAGGGGACGACUUUGUCAAAUACUACUCCGCCAUAAUGCCUUUGCUCCUCAAUGUUCUUCGCCAGGCGACCCAGAAAGAGUUCAGGCUUUUGCGUGGAAAAGCAAUGGAGUGCGCUAGUUUAAUUGCCUUGGCUGUAGGCAAAGAGGUCUUUGCUCAAAAUGCGGCGGAACUCAUAGAAUUGUUACGACAGAGCCAGGAAUCAAUCACUGAUGCUGAUGAUCCGCAAAGCUCCUACCUUCUCUCAGCGUGGGCACGUAUCUGCAAGGUGCUCGAAGCGGAUUUUGUCCCGUAUCUUCCAUACGUACUGCCCCCCCUUUUGCGCAGUGCUCAGCUCAAGCCCGACUUUGCCCUGAUUGACGCCGAUGAGGAUGAGGAGACGUUGAAGGAAAAGUAUGAUGAAGACUGGGAGAUGCUCGUCAUUGACGGACAACGAAUCGGUAUACGGACCACGGUAUUGGAGGAAAAAUGCACGGCCGUGGAAAUGUUGAUCUGUUACGCGAGGGAACUGGGUGCUGGUUUUGCACCUUACGUGAAGGAGGUUAUGGCGAUUGUUGUUCCUCUGCUCAAGUUCUACUUCCAUGAAGGCGUGAGACAUGCUGCUGCGGCGACUAUCCCACUAUUGUUUGCCUCUAUUGUCAAAGCUCAAUGUCCACGUGAGGACUUUGAUAUUUAUGCCGCAUGGCAUGAAGUGUGCGCAAAGAUUAUCGAGACGUCGAAAGACGAAAUGGAUCCCACUUUUCUUGCACAACUGUACACAACAAUGCAAGAGUGUUUGGACGUUCUGGGUCCAAAUAGCACCCCAUCAAAUCUCCGGGAAGAUUUCGUAACUGCUACGGUUUCUCAACUUGACGAUUACUUCAACAGAAUAACUGAAAGAGAAGCCUCGCGAAGCGAUGUCGAUCAUGACGCCGAGGAUGAAGAAGUUCUUCAGAACGAGGAGGAAAAUGACGAUAUCUUCCUAGCGGAACUGUCCACCGCAUUGCAUCAAUUCUUGAAGCAGCAUCGUGAGAGCUUCAUUCCGCAAUUUGACCGGUUAGCUCCGUACGUCCACCGGUUCAUAACAAGUUCACAACCCCCUGCACGUCAAUGGGCCAUCUGCGUGUUCGAUGAUGUUAUUGAAUUUGGAGGUCCAGAAUCAGUUAGAUACCAAGCUCAGUUUUGGGAGCCGAUUGUGCAUGCCUUGGUUGAUCAGUCGGCUGAGGUUCGUCAGGCUGCUGCCUACGGGGUCGGCGUUGCUGGCCAAUUUGGAGGCCCGGCCUAUGUACAAGCAUGUGCCGCUGCACUUCCAAAUUUGUUUGCAAUGAUCAACGCCCCAGUUGCUCGAUCGGAAGAGAACAUUCUGGCCACGGAGAACGGCAUAUCGGCUAUUGGAAAGAUUUGCCAUUUCCUAGGACAGAGUGGAGCAUUUGACUUAAAUCAGAUAUUGUCUGCCUGGGUUGAUGCUCUUCCCAUCACCGAGGAUUCUGAUGAAGCACCACAUACAUAUGCAUACCUACUGGAACUGCUGCAACAGAAUCACCCGGCAGUUCUCGGCGCUGACAAUAGCAAGCUUCCAAAGAUAUCUCUCAUAUUGGCAGAAGCCCUUGCAUCACCUGAUCUGCUGUCUGAGCAGCCAGAUCUGGUAUCGCAGGUUGUUGGCAUAUUGCGACAACUUGUAGCGAACUGCGGCGAGGAUGUGCGGGGACAAUUAUGGAAUAGCCUUAGCCCGGAGAAGCGAAAGGUUUUGGUGGAGAAAGGUUAUGUAUGAACAUAUAUGAUUUUUUGUACCUAGUAGUAGAUCGAGUACUGGGGCUUAGAAGGGAAGAGUAGCUAGCCCGGGUGCGACCUCUUUGUUUUUGCGUUUGUUUUUUCAAUGCACAUUUUCUGAUAUCUGCA
This is a messenger RNA of Spizellomyces punctatus DAOM BR117, 3546 nucleotides long. RefSeq lists its product as uncharacterized. The coding region runs from base 95 to 3418 and encodes 1107 amino acids. Gene Ontology annotation, biological process: protein import into nucleus. The record is from RefSeq and is a predicted model, not a curated record. Gene Ontology annotation, cellular component: cytoplasm; nucleus. The transcript is spliced from 13 exons. NCBI's taxonomy places the organism in Eukaryota, Fungi, Chytridiomycota, Chytridiomycetes, Spizellomycetales, Spizellomycetaceae. Gene Ontology annotation, molecular function: nuclear import signal receptor activity.